AUGAUGGGUUACCCCGUGCAACACAUCUCCCUUGAGAGCAGCUCAGACACCUGUCACACUUUGCUGUUUCCUUGCUCAGAGGCCACAUGCAAGCUAAAGGCCAAGUUCAACCUGAGCGGCUACAAGAAUGUAGAGAAGAAGAAGGUUGUUAUCGGGGGGAUGUUUCCUGUUCACAAGCGUAUUGCUUCCACUGAUGGCAACACUUCGAGGGUGCCCGUCUCCUCAGGGUGUGAGGGGUUUAACUUCCGCACCUUCCGCUGGACCCAGACAAUGCUGUUUGCCAUCGAUGAAAUUAACAGCAGGGACGACCUGCUGCCCAACACCGACCUGGGCUACGUCAUCUACGACUCCUGCUUCACUAUCUCCAAGGCCGUGGAGGGAACCCUCACCUACCUGACGGGCCAAGACGAGGCCGUACCCAACUACCGCUGUGGGACUGGGGCGCCUCUGGCUGCUCUAGUGGGUGCUGGGGGCUCCGACCUGUCCAUUGCCACCGCUAGGAUACUUGGACUCUAUCACUUCCCACAGGUCAGCUAUUGUUCAACCUGCUCCGCCCUGGAAAGCAAGUUCCAGUUCCCCACCUUCCUGAGGACCAUUCCCAAUGACAAGCACCAGUCUACAGCUAUUGCCCAGCUGGUGCUGCACUUUGGCUGGACUUGGGUGGGCACCAUCGCUGCCGAUGAUGAUUAUGGCAAGUAUGGUAUCAAAGACUUCAAGGAGCAGGUGGAAGAGGCCGGUGUCUGCAUCUCCUUCUCUGAGACCCUGCCCAAGGUGAGUUCCCCAGAGGCCAUAAAGCGUAUUGUUCAGACUGUAGUUGCGGCCACAGCCAAGAUCAUAGUGGUGUUCUCAUCGGACGUGGACCUCAGCCCUCUUAUCGCUGAGCUGCUCCGGCACAAUGUGACCAACCGCACCUGGAUCGCCAGCGAGGCCUGGGUCACCUCCGCUCUCAUCAACGAGCCUGGGGUGAGCUCUUUGCUGGGUGGUACCAUUGGCUUUGGGAUAAAAAGGGCUGAAAUUCCUGAUCUUCAGCGCCAUCUACUGGAUGUGGACCCCUAUGAUGACACUCUCACUGAGGAAUUCUGGGAGACGUUGUUUAACUGCACACUGGACUAUAGCAGAGCUUUGAAGCUGGCCAAACAGGGGGCCAUGGAGGUCAAUGGCACACUGUCCAGGGCAGCGAAGGAGGUUCCUAAUGGGCUGUGUACAGGGAAGGAGCCUCUGGCACAGCUCAAUAACACCUACACUGAUGUUUCCCAGUUACGAAUCACUUACAGUGUGUACAAAGCUGUGUACGCUGUGGCCCACGCCUUGCACAACCUGGAGUACUGUGUAGAGGGACAGGGGCCCUUCAAUGGGAACGACUGUGCUAACAUCACAAACUUUGAGCCAUGGCAGCUGAUGUACUACCUGAAGAACGUGCAUUACAAAGUGCCGCACACGGGCGAAGAGGUUUAUUUUAAUGAAGGGGAUGUAGAGGGUUUCUAUGACAUCAUUAACUGGCAGUUCAACCAUAACGGGGAGAUUUCCUACAUCACUGUGGGACACUACAAUGCCUCAGCAGCCCUAGAGGACAGGAUGACCAUAAUGAAUGACUCCAUUGUGUGGAACAAUGACAUCUUGAAGCCUCCUCGAUCAGUGUGCAGCGAGAACUGCCGGCCAGGCACCAGGAAGGGAAUCCGGCAGGGAGAGCCAGUUUGCUGCUUUGACUGCAUCCCGUGUGCCGAUGGAGAGAUCAGCAACACAACUGAUGCUCGUGAAUGUAUCCUGUGCAGUGAGGACGACUGGUCCAAUGAGGCUCAUGACGCCUGCGUACCAAAAAUCAUCGAGUUCCUGGCCUUUGGAGAACCACUGGGGAUCACGCUCAUCGCCAUCUCGGCCUUCGGAGCUCUGGUCACCAUCGCUGUUGGGGUGGUGCUUCUUGUGAACAUCGGUACUCCUCUGGUGAAAGCCAAUGAUGCUCUGUUGAGUUUCUCGCUGCUCUUCUCACUGGUGGUGACCUUCCUCUGCUCCAUUGUCUUCCUCGGAGAGCCUCAGGACUGGAGCUGCAUGACCAGCCAAGUAGCCCUGGCUCUGGGCUUCGCUCUCUGCCUUUCCUCGAUCAUGGGUAAGGCAGCAGUGUUGAUGCUGAGAGCUCAGGCGCUCAAAGCGGUCCGUGCCAAAAGCAAAGCAGCUGCCAAAGCUGCAAAGGCUGCAGCCGAAGCAGCAGCCAACAGCGGCAAUCCUGACGCCAACACAAAUAACAACAAUAACAUCAAUGUCAGCGAUAACCCUGAAGUUGACACUCUCUCCUGUGGCCACCAGAGGGCGAUAGCUGCUGUGGCAACAUUAAUACAGGCUAUAGCGUGCACAGUGUGGCUCAUCAUCCUCCCUCCUCACCGAGUGAAGAACACCUCUGCCCAGAAUAUAAAGAUCAUCCUCGAGUGUGAUAUAGGCUCAAUUGUCUUCAUCUGUUGUAUCUUUGCCUAUGACAUCCUGCUGGCUCUGGUGGCCUUCAUCUUUGCCUUCAUAGCCCGCAAACUUGAGGACCACAUCAGUGAGGGGAAGAGUAUGACCUUCGGCAUGCUGGUCUUCUUCAUCGUGUGGAUCUCCUUCGUCCCGGCUUACCUCAGCACACGUGGCAAGUUCAUGGUCGCAGUCCAGAUUUUUGCCAUCCUGGCUUCCAGCUUCGGCCUGCUGACCUGCAUCUUCCUGCCCAAAUGUUACGUUCUCUUGGUCAAACCUGAACGCAACACAGAGGAGGUGAUGAGGCCCCGUACCAAACCACGCGACGGGAGCUCGACUGGCACAUCAGCCUCGCUUGCUACAACUGCUACUGAAGUCACUACGACUGCAACCACUUCUAUCGAUGAUUAG
Messenger RNA from Morone saxatilis (striped sea-bass), 2853 nucleotides. RefSeq names its product vomeronasal type-2 receptor 1. Lineage: Eukaryota; Metazoa; Chordata; Actinopteri; Moronidae. Gene Ontology annotation, cellular component: membrane. Bases 1 to 2853 code for a protein of 950 amino acids. The transcript has 16 exons. The record is from RefSeq and is a predicted model, not a curated record. Gene Ontology annotation, molecular function: olfactory receptor activity; G protein-coupled receptor activity. Gene Ontology annotation, biological process: G protein-coupled receptor signaling pathway.